AUCUCGCGAGAUCUGCGUCGUGUGUAUGCAAGUCUCCGAGUCGGGGUGCCUGAUCAUUUAACUCUAUAUUUUAACGUCCGAGGAGGCUGGGGGACAGAAAAGCUGAGCGGACGUCGAAGUGGAGCUGCUCCGCGGAUGACGUGUUUUAUGAACAAGGUGUAACGUCUGGAGCGUUAAGAUAUUUCAUAAAUAUUGGCGGUCGCUAGCUACCGUUAGGUUUGCGAAACGAUUCCUACAGAUGUGGUGGCUGGAAUCCCGAGAGGAGAAAAAAAGGGGCACAACCAAUAAAGCAGGACACGGUGGAGGAAUAAGAGGGCGAUUUUCCUUUUUCUGGGACGCAUGGAGAGACUGGAAGACUGUAUCCGACGGUGGCGUUUAAUAUUGAAAUAGUUGCUAUAUUUUUGUUAUCUCUUUGCCUUAGGAUCUGCCCUCGUUCGCUGGUGGGGCAGUCUGCUUUCGGGUUUUUAGCUGUCUUGUAACAGGGCCCUAGUCAGGCUGUCUGGGCUCCACCAUGGGUACUAACAGCGAGUGGGUGUUCGCCAGGGCUGGUGUUCUGCGGGACAUUGCGAGAAUGACCCAGGGCUAGAAAGCAGCGGGACAAAACCGCCGCUCCCCGCUAGACUUCAGCUAUAUAUUUUUUUCCUCACUGAAGAGAACCACCAAACCCUGAUUUUCCGCGAGUUACAUCUUCAGCGCUGGAUAGAUGGGUUGCGCCAUUUGGUUCCAGGCUAGGUAGCGUGUUAUCCACCUACCCAGCAUUAGCUGUCAUCCAGACAAAGUGAGCUGUAUGUAGCAAUAAAAAUAAUGGAUGGCUGACACCCUAUUGAGCCUCCUUCUUCGGAGAGGGGGCGAGAAAGAGACGCGAAUAAUAGGAAUCUUAAGUCCGAAAAGCAGUAUACUAGAGUAAAGGGCGAAGACCAGUCCUCAUCAUAUGGCUACGGCCAGCUGAGCAGGGCAGCAGCCGAAGUCGCGCCCCAGCCCCUAGAGUUAAAAGCUCCGCAGCCUCCGAGAGACGUGAGAGAUGGAUAAACUCACCAUUAUUUCAGGAUGUCUUUUUCUGGCCGCAGAUAUUUUUGCCAUUGCCAGCAUUGCCAAUCCAGACUGGAUCAACACCGGGGAAUCUGCAGGGGCUCUCACGGUGGGGCUGGUGCGCCAGUGCCAGACCAUCCACGGGCGCGACAGGACCUGCAUCCCGCCACGGCUGCCCCCCGAGUGGGUCACCACGCUCUUCUUCAUCAUCAUGGGCAUCGUCUCCCUCACCGUCACCUGCGGCCUGCUGGUGGCCUCCCACUGGCGACGCGAGGCCACCAAGUACGCCCGCUGGAUAGCCUUUACUGGAAUGAUCCUAUUCUGCAUGGCGGCCCUCAUCUUCCCCAUAGGAUUUUACAUCAAUGAGGUCGGAGGACAGCCCUACAAGCUGCCCAACAACACAGUGGUCGGCUCGUCCUACGUCCUCUUCGUCCUGUCCAUCUUUUUUACGAUAGUGGGACUGCUCUUCGCAGGGAAGGUCUGUCUGCCAGGCUGACUCCCCCCCCACCCUCCCAGGCUGCUUUGUCUGUUUUGAACUUUGAACCAUGCCAUCAAAGCAAGAUGCAUUGUGGGAUGGACACAUGGAUCGUUAUAACGAUGACUUCUGUUUCCAAGGAACCAAUCCUGAACCCAAACAGAGGGGGCGCUAUGCCGCACUUUGUCCUCACCUCCCUUCGCUCACGUCCCAUGCCCAUUGCGAUGCUGGUGGGGGCUGGGCGGGGGGCGGUGGCGGCGGCGGCCAGCUGCAGCCGGGCAGAGACCCCACACUGUAGUGGGGCUGUAUUUCAGUGAUGCCAGCCGGCCCAUUCCCAUCAAUCUUAAUCUUUUAUUAUUAUUGAUGUUUGCGUUUAUUCUCUGGUCUCUGUUCGCUUUGAGCUUUUCAAACUCGGAAUCCCCAGUGGAUCCACAGAAGCACAGGACCCUACUUACUGAGUGCCACUCCCUCCCACCACCCUGCCCUUUUUUUGGAGUCGUUGACUCAGUCUCAGAAGGAAACAUACCUGUCUGCAAUGGCGGGUAUGGAGGAUUCCAGGAAGAGGUAGAAGGUACCACCUCCCGUCUCCUCCCGUCCGCAAUACAGCAGGAGCCACCAGCAGGCUCAGAUUGGGGGUGGGGGGCGAGCGAGGUGAGAACCUGAGUGGUGUGUCUGGAGUGGGACGUUUUGCCUAACGCCCCCUCAGGCAGGUGGGGGGAUGCUUCAGCUGGCCUCAGCCUGACAAAAGAGCAUGAAAAGCAAGAAAUUUCAGCUGAUGAUGUAGUGAGACCAGAUUAAAAAUAAGACACGGCACCAGGACUGCAGGUGAAGUCCUUGUGGGGCAGGCCUCACGGUGCCUGGGAUGGGGGGGAAUGAAUUGUGCUCCAGGUUUCAGCCUCAGGCCAUUAAACCCAUUUGAGCUCUGGACUGCAUUUCAUAGGUACAACAGGUUUGUUGAGUAAGUCUUACACUUUUUUUUUGUUACCAGAGCUUAUGAUCCUGCUUUCAUUAUAUUAUUAAAUUUCUGCACCCCCUCCUGUACCGUUUGGUUUGGCUUUUUGUUUUGUUUUGUUUCGUUUUGUUGUGCUCUGAUUUGUUCUAUGAAGUAUAUAAAUAUUCAGUGACAAAAGAUGUUUGUUUGCAGAUACAAAUCAGUGAAUGAAAUCACCAGAAUCCUAAUAUACAAAGCAAAAUUUGUUCAUCUCCUUGUUUCGUAAUAAAAAUAUUUUGUUUUAUUUUUGCUUUUUACUAAUUUGUGUCUGAAAGAAUUUGCCUUCAGUUUGUACAGUACAAAUGCUUUAACUUAUUAAGGUCAGAUGUUUUGCAGUAAGUAGAACAUUUGUUUUGUUUUUGUUCUGUUUUAGAAGAUUAAGGAAUAUUUAAGAUUAAAAUGCAUCUCUGCAGGAAACAGCC
Brienomyrus brachyistius is the source of this 2917-nucleotide messenger RNA. RefSeq lists its product as uncharacterized. The record is from RefSeq and is a predicted model, not a curated record. The coding region runs from base 1022 to 1525 and encodes 167 amino acids. The transcript has 3 exons. Lineage: Eukaryota; Metazoa; Chordata; Actinopteri; Osteoglossiformes; Mormyridae. Gene Ontology annotation, biological process: negative regulation of smoothened signaling pathway. Gene Ontology annotation, cellular component: Golgi apparatus; ciliary membrane.